UGGUAACGGGUUGUAAAUAGUGUCAGAAAAGUUAAAAAGUGGUGACCAAAAAACGAGUUUUGAUCUGUUUCCGUGGUGUGAAUCAGAUUUGAGGUCAUGUCUGAGGAAAAGAAGGAGGGUUUCAAGGAGAAGGCCUCCAUUGAUGACAGUGCCUUUGAGGCCCUUGAGAAGGACUUCCAAGAGGUUCUGUCUGAGCUUGUGGGAGAUAGGAGUUUGGAGAAAUUCCGAGCUGAGUAUGAGAAGCUUCACAAGGCACUAAAGAAAUCUCAUGACAGUGAGAAGAGGUUGAUGCAAAAAUGUCGUGAGCUCAAUGCCGAGAUUGUGGCGAAUUCUGCCAAGGUUUCCACUGCUCUGAAACUUUCCCAGGAGGAUCAAACAACAAUUGCAUCCCUGAAAAAGGAAAUUGAGAAAGCAUGGAAGAUGGUAGAUGCUGCCCACGAGAAGGAGACCCGUGCUCGCGAGACCAUUCAAUCUCUGAAGCUCGAGAUCUCAAACCUUAGCAAGUUGGUUGAGCAGGGAGCUGGCCUCACCAUGGGUCAGGAACACAGCGUGAAUGAGCUGCUGAAGAUCAAGGAAGAACUGACCAAAGAGAGAGAUGACCAGCUUGUUGAGAUCGUCAAACUUCGUGAGAACGUUGCAAAUGCUCAGCAGCAACAAGCCAACCUCGAACAAGCCAAGGAGGAGGCUAACCUCAAGAUAUCUGAGCUCACCCAAGACAUCCAGGUCCGCAGCAAUGAAGCUCAGCGUGAGGGAAGGAAGAAGGAGAAGAUUGACCGUGAGCUGAAGCAAGCUAAAGCAGACAUGGAUGCCAAGGGCUCUGAGAUCAAGAGUAUGGCUUUCUCGAUUGAGAGGUACAAGCAGGAUGUCAGCAAGCUGGAGCAGUCUCUCAAAGAGCAGAGGAUCAACAAUGAGAGGACAGUAAAAGAGUUUGACAUCCUGACUGCCCGAUUCCAGAAGGUUCAGUCAGACUAUGAGGGUAUGUUGAUCAUGGUUGACCAUCAAGCCGGGGAGAACCAACAGCGAGUAGCUGAACUCAAGUCUAAGGAGGAAGAAGUGAAUGGCCUGAAGACGGAGGUGCAGCGUUUGAACAAGAUGCGUGAAACCAUCCAGCGAAAAUUGCGCAACGUCGAUGAACAAAAGAUGGAGGUUGAACAACAGAAAGAGACACUUAAGAACCAGAUUACUGGUCUAGAAAGAGAGUUGGAAUCUGCCAAGAAGCAAGCCGAGUUGGACAAGAAGGCCAUUGAUGACUUGGUGCGGGAGAGGGACAUCCUGAAUAAGAACAUGUUGAAGGCAGCCAGUGCCACCCAGAAGCAGCUGAACUUGGUGAAACUGCAUGAGCAGUCCAAGAAGAACCUCGAGCAGGAGAUUCAGAAUUACAAGGAAGAGGCGCAGAAGCAGAGGAAGAUUAUCUACCAGUUGGAGAAAGAGCGGGACAGAUACAUCAAUGAAGCCAGUGAUCUCACUCAGAAGGUUCUCCAACACAUGGAAGAUGUCAAGGUGCGCGAGAUGCAGAUCUUCGAUUACAAGAAGAAGAUUGCGGAGGCUGAGACCAAACUCAAACAGCAGCAAAAUUUGUACGAAGCGGUCCGCAGCGAUAGGAAUCUCUACAGCAAGAACUUGAUUGAGUCGCAGGAUGAAAUCACUGAGAUGAAGCGCAAAUUGAAAAUCAUGAACCACCAGAUCGACCAGCUGAAGGAGGAGAUCUCCAGCAAAGAGGCUGCGUUGGUCAAGGAGAACCUCGAGCACCACCGGGUGGAGAAGGAGAAGGAGGCUCUGAAGGCUGAGUUACAGAGGAUGAAGCAGCAGGCCGAGGAUAGCAAGGCUUACAUUGAGGCCCAGGAGGCUGAGGAGAGGAAGCUGCUUAAGAUCAUUGCUGAGGCGGACGCUGAGAGGGUGCGACAGAAGAAGGAGCUGGAUCAGGUGAUCAGUGAACGAGACAUCCUCGGUACCCAGCUUGUCCGCAGGAAUGACGAAUUAGCCCUCCUGUAUGAGAAAAUCAAAAUCCAACAGUCCACACUGAACAAGGGUGAGAUCCAAUACAACCAGCGAUUGGAGGACAUCCGUGUCCUAAAACUUGAGAUCAAGAAACUCCGCCGCGAGAAGGGUAUCCUGCAGAAGAGCGUAGCAAAUGUUGACGACCUUCGUCGUGAGGUUUACCAUAUUCAGCGAGAACUUCUGAGAGAGAGGACGAGGUGUAAGGCCUUGGAGGAAGAGUUGGAGAACCCAAUGAACAUCCACAGGUGGAGGAAAUUAGAGGGCAGUGAUCCAAGCACCUAUGAGAUGAUCCAAAAGAUCCAGACUCUGCAGAAGCGUCUCAUUGCCAAGACAGAGGAGGUGGUCGAGAAGGAACUCCUCAUUCAAGAAAAAGAGAAACUUUACGUAGAAUUGAAACACAUCCUUGCUCGUCAGCCCGGGCCUGAGGUGGCCGAACAGCUCCAGAUCUAUCAGCAGACGCUCAAAGAAAAGACAAAACAAAUGAAGACGAUGGCAUCUGAGCUGAACAUGUACGAAUCGCAGGUGAAUGAAUACAAGUACGAGAUUGAACGCCUGGCCAGAGAACUUCAAGAAGUCAAGAAGAAGUAUUACAUGCAGAAACGAAAAGAACAACAACAAAAGGAACGAGAGCGUGCUAUAGCACAGGCAGGAGCACCAAUCAUACAGCCGCAGAGGAACGAUGGACCAAGAUUCACAGGUGGAGGUUUCAAUCUAAAACAGCCCUCAAAGGGUGUGGUGUAAACUUGAACAUUCCGAUCAGUCCAUUUGAAUUCCGUCCUUAUAAGAUAUACUCAUUGCUUGUACUUUCUGUCAAUAUCUUACCCUAAAAAAUGAUAUUUUGUGAACAUUUAGAAAAGAGAAACUAUUUGAUACCUUAGCCUUAUUCAAGGCUUUCCUGAUGAGGCCAGCCGCAGUGUGGGUCAGACAGUGUCAGUGGUUGAAACUGGCAAUACCAGUAGUAAUCUUAUGCAUGUUGUAAUCAACCCAGCUGUUUCUGCUUAAGGAUGUUAAAAAUGUGAGCUACUGCUGUCUCCUACAUAUUUCAUUACAGAGGCUUAUUUCGACACUUUCAUGCCUUGUUGAUAAAGAUAUUGGUAGGAGCCAAUUUAUUGCACUAUUGACGGUGUUUUGACUUCAAUUUAGAAGUUGGUUAGCCAUAUCGAGAACUAUGAGUCAAUCUUUUCAUUUCCCGAUAAUCUGUUGCUGAAAUUCCAUUAGAUGAAAAUUACAACCCAACUGUGAUAUACAUGUACUUCAUCAUUAUUCUGUCCAUUGGCAACUUCCAAAUUGGCAAGGUACACAAAAGAAGAGACUGUGGCGCUUUGAUACAAGAAAUAUGAUAUUUAUGACAGUCACAGCCUUCAAUGCAACUAUCUUAUUUGAAGAGAAAGUGUUCUUCAUCUUCAGUCACCAGUCUUGAAAGGGUAAUACAGACGAACGUUUAUGGUCUCCAUGGAAAAUAACUUUGCAGAAUAUGAACUUGCCAAUUUGUAAUUAGUCUACCAAAUGCAAACUUUUCAAGAAGGAUUUACUUAUUUUUAAUUCAUGUUAUUGGUUUAAAUUUGCAAAUAAAUUGCAUUGCAU
Messenger RNA from Lineus longissimus, 3582 nucleotides. Its product is annotated as cilia- and flagella-associated protein 58-like. The transcript has 13 exons. NCBI's taxonomy places the organism in Eukaryota, Metazoa, Nemertea, Pilidiophora, Heteronemertea, Lineidae. Bases 97 to 2739 code for a protein of 880 amino acids. Gene Ontology annotation, cellular component: cytoskeleton. The record is from RefSeq and is a predicted model, not a curated record.